AUGUCAUUCACCAUGUUCUUCCUCAUGUCUGCUUUCCUCCUUUCUUGCAUGUUCAUCUUUUUAACUAUCAAUGGGAAAAUUUCGAGCAAAAGCAAUAAACCACCACUUCCACCUAGUCCAUUUUCCUGGCCUAUAGUCGGAAACCUUCCUGAAGUGUACACAAACAAGCCUGUAUUCAAAUGGGUAGAGGGGGUAAUGGAAAAACUGAAAACAAAUAUAGCCUGCAUCCGUCUGGGCAGAGUUCAUGUAAUAGUGGUAGUUUCACCAGAACUCGCCCGAGAAUUUCUGCAUAAACAUGAUUCUAUUUUUGUGUCAAGACCUAUAACCAUGGCUACUGAAUAUGCAACCCGGGGAUUCUUGACAACGGGACUUUCUCCAUGGGGAGAACAGUGGAAGAAAAUGAGAAGGCUU
Molecule: messenger RNA, 411 nt
Organism: Olea europaea var. sylvestris
Lineage: Eukaryota; Viridiplantae; Streptophyta; Magnoliopsida; Lamiales; Oleaceae
Product: phenylalanine N-monooxygenase-like
Exons: 1
Molecular function (GO): oxidoreductase activity, acting on paired donors, with incorporation or reduction of molecular oxygen; iron ion binding; heme binding
Source: RefSeq, a predicted model, not a curated record